CCUCCAGUGACACUGGCUUCACGUUUUCAGUCAGCGGUUGUUUCAAACAAGUGAAACAUCCGGGUUUCUUCUAAACUCAGCCGCCAGACCGUCACUGUUCUGUUGCGUAUUACUUGGAUGCAGAAUGAUGGGACAAAAUAGUUCAAAGGUGCAGCUUCUUUUCAUGACCUGAAAAAGCUAAAAAGGCUGGACAUACUUCUAGAUGAACACAUCAGUGCGUGAAAUCCAACUCUUCUCUCAGACUGACUUCUCCUACUUUCUACGAGUGGACUGGGACGGGCGUGGAUUAGGCUUCGGCUUCAAGUUGCUUUUGACAGAUGGACAGAAGGCAUGGAGAGGAAAGGUGAGUGAGGCGGUGGUGGAUGAAGAGGCAGAGGAACUGGAGAUGGUGAAGGAGAAGUACAUCCAGGACCUCCAGCAGGCUCUAACAGAGCCAGAACCCUCUGACUCCUACUGCUUCACCUUGAAGCCACACCCACCCACCAGUGGCUGCACUGUGACUCUGACAUAUGAGAAGAUGCAGAAGGACAUAUCCUUCAAACUUGGCUCCGUCUUGCUAGAAGCCGUAGAGGAGCCAGCUGAGGCAGUGAGAGAGGUGCUGAUACACACACUGCAGCGAGGAAACACACUGCAGCAACACAACCACAAACUGAAGGAGGAGAACCAGAGGCUGAUGCAGGAACACCAAUACAUCACUGAAAAGCUGACGCACUACGCUGAAGGUGUAGAGACCCUGAAGGCAGAGCUCUACUCUCGGUUUGUUCUGCUCCUCAAUGAGAAGAAAACAAAGAUUCGGAGUCUGCAGGAGGCUUUCACAAAGCUGCAGGAAACAAGGAAUUCUGAUGAACAGAAAAACAAAGAUUCUGCAAAAUCUGAUCAAACAGCAGGUCACAACAGCGAGGACGAUGAAUAUGGAGGCAGUACUGAUGAAGAGCUGAAGGAAGAGAAAUCAACAGGAGCUUCUCAUAUGUCAUCUCGAGAUUCUGCUACUCCGAGCCCUUUGAAUCUCCGCGACAUCACCGAUGUUGCUCCCUGUCGCAAGCGUCGUUUCCGCCAUCUUGGUCCUCCAGAGCUCGCUGUGAAAAAGCAGAAUCCAGAGGCAGCACAGAAGAAAAGGACACACUCCUCUGCAGCAUCCAGUCAGCUGCAGACUCCCCAGCGCUCUGUAGAUGCUACAAAAGCAGCUUCAGCAGGAACUUCAGAAGCUGAAGACCUAUUUGAUGAUUUCUGAUUUUCAAACAGCCUCUGUUCCAUUACUGCUGCAGGUAUUCAUCUCAAAGGCUUUUUUCUAAAAGUAAGGUGAAUAAGUGAUGGUGAUGACACUAAACCCUUUAAUAAUGAGCUAUCUGUAAAUGCAGAAGAACAUAUACAUAUAUAUUUGUAUCUAUGCUGAGAAUCAAUGCCUUCAUAAAAGAUACAUAUUUUUGUCAAAUAUGUAUGUUUUUUUUUGUCAAAUAUCACAAUAAAUUGGAAUUUGAGUGUCCUUACAAUAAAAAAGACAACAGUGUACAUAAAAUGUAAGAUUUAUGUUUUUCCUGCUAUAUGUACGUCUAGCCUAAUGGAUUAUUUGUAUUGAUGAGUAGUUCGUAUUUCAAAAUGUAUAAAUAUUAACGCAUUGUGUUUUUUGGCCUUUUUUCACGUUUUGAAUUUUUUAUGUUAUUAAAUAGAAGAAACAAUUA
This is a messenger RNA of Poeciliopsis prolifica (blackstripe livebearer), 1679 nucleotides long. RefSeq names its product X-ray repair complementing defective repair in Chinese hamster cells 4 (gene xrcc4). NCBI's taxonomy places the organism in Eukaryota, Metazoa, Chordata, Actinopteri, Cyprinodontiformes, Poeciliidae. The transcript has 9 exons. Gene Ontology annotation, molecular function: DNA binding. Gene Ontology annotation, cellular component: nucleus; DNA ligase IV complex; DNA-dependent protein kinase-DNA ligase 4 complex. Gene Ontology annotation, biological process: positive regulation of ligase activity; immunoglobulin V(D)J recombination; double-strand break repair via nonhomologous end joining. The record is from RefSeq and is a predicted model, not a curated record. Bases 203 to 1231 code for a protein of 342 amino acids.